CUCGGGCGGCGGGAAGAGGCGGCGAGAGAAUGGAGGCGCGGGAGAGCGGCGCUGGCUCCGGGGAUUGUGGGGCCCAGGACCCUGCCCCGGCCCCCAGCAAGGCCCCCGGCAGCGCCGGCCACUACGAGCUGCCGUGGGUUGAAAAAUACAGACCAGUAAAGUUGAAUGAAAUUGUCGGGAAUGAAGACACCGUGAGCAGGCUGGAGGUCUUUGCAAGAGAAGGGAAUGUGCCCAAUAUCAUCAUUGCUGGCCCCCCAGGAACUGGCAAAACUACCAGCAUCCUGUGUUUGGCACGAGCCCUGCUGGGCCCGGCCCUCAAGGAUGCCGUUUUGGAGCUCAAUGCAUCAAAUGACAGGGGCAUUGACGUUGUGAGGAACAAAAUCAAAAUGUUUGCCCAACAGAAAGUCACCCUUCCCAAAGGGCGACACAAGAUCAUCAUCCUGGAUGAAGCAGACAGCAUGACUGAUGGAGCCCAGCAGGCCUUGAGGAGAACCAUGGAAAUCUACUCCAAAACGACCCGCUUUGCUCUUGCUUGUAACGCUUCGGAUAAAAUCAUAGAGCCCAUUCAGUCCCGGUGCGCGGUCCUCCGCUACACCAAGCUGACCGAUGCCCAGAUUCUUGCCAGGCUGCUGAACGUCAUCGAGAAGGAGAAGGUGCCGUACACAGACGAUGGCCUGGAAGCCAUCAUCUUCACCGCCCAGGGCGAUAUGAGGCAGGCGUUGAACAACUUGCAGUCUACUUUCUCAGGAUUUGGCUUCAUCAACAGUGAGAAUGUGUUCAAGGUCUGUGACGAGCCCCACCCCUUGCUGGUGAAGGAGAUGAUCCAGCACUGCGUGAGCGCCAACAUCGACGAGGCCUACAAGAUCCUUGCUCACCUGUGGCAUCUUGGCUAUUCCCCAGAAGACAUCAUUGGCAACAUUUUUCGAGUGUGUAAAACCUUCCAAAUGGCAGAAUACUUGAAACUGGAGUUUAUUAAGGAAAUUGGAUACACGCAUAUGAAAAUAGCGGAAGGGGUGAACUCCCUUCUGCAGAUGGCAGGGCUCCUGGCCAGGCUGUGUCAGAAGACAAUGGCCCCAGUGGCCAGUUAGAGCAGAGAACUCACUCGAGAGCCCCCGUUGCUGAGAGGCAGGAGUCUCGGCCUACUGAUUUGGAAACAGUGCUGCCUUGGGCCGGCCCUGAAGCGCGUCUUGCUGGCCUGCACCUUGCUCCCAGCACACCGCCGGUGCUCCUCAGGCAUUUACACUCAGCCUCAGACGCGUGAUGGGGUGACAGCGUGGAAAGGCCCAGGGCAUGGCACCUGAUCUGUGCGUGUGUUGGCAUUUUACUAAUAAAACUGUACAGUUUUGUCGGCAGAAAGGUGAAAGUGCAAGCCCGCAAGGAAA
This is a messenger RNA of Hippopotamus amphibius kiboko, 1382 nucleotides long. RefSeq names its product replication factor C subunit 2 (gene RFC2). NCBI's taxonomy places the organism in Eukaryota, Metazoa, Chordata, Mammalia, Artiodactyla, Hippopotamidae. Gene Ontology annotation, biological process: DNA repair; DNA-templated DNA replication. Gene Ontology annotation, cellular component: DNA replication factor C complex; nucleus. The coding region runs from base 30 to 1088 and encodes 352 amino acids. Gene Ontology annotation, molecular function: ATP binding; DNA binding; DNA clamp loader activity. The transcript has 11 exons. The record is from RefSeq and is a predicted model, not a curated record.